GCCUUGGCCGAUGCCCGCAAGAAUGUUACGCGUCCCUCAUGUUCUAAAACAAGCACCCUCAAUGUCACCCAGGCCAGAUAAUGGUCGUGCUUGGGGUGGGCCUGGCUCGAACAGGAUGCGUGAGGCAGAGGAGGAGGGGUUCGCACGAGGGGGAGGAGUGGUCGCACGAGGGGUAGGAGCUUGGAAGAGGGGAGGAGGAGGUCACAUGGUGGUCGUGCAAGGGGGAGGAGGAGGUCGGAAGACGAUGUGUGAGGGGGAAGUGAAGAUCGUGCAAGGAAGAGCAGGAGGUUGCGCGGAGGUCGUGUGGAGGUUGGAAGAGGUCGGAGGACUCGGAGGAGGUCGCGCGAGCGGGAUGAGGAGGUCAGAAGAGAGGAGGAGGAGAUCGUCCAAGGAGGAGGAGCUGCUGGUGGAGGCUAGAAGAGGGGUGGGUGAAGGUCUCGCAAGGGGGAGGAGGAGGUCUGAAGACGAUGUGGAAGGGGGAAGUGCAGGUUGGGCAAGGAAAGGGAGGAGGUCGCGCGAGGGGAAGGAGGUUGCACAAAGGGGAGGAGGAGGUCGUGGGACGGGCAGGAGUGGGACGGGUAGGAGCAGGCUGCACGAUGGGGAGGAGAGGUUGCAGAAGGUCGUUCGGGAGGGGGAGGGGAGGAGGGGGCCAUGAAGGAAGGCGAGGAGGUUGCAAGGUCGCACACAGAGAGAGAGAGAGAGAGAGAGAGAGAGAGAGAGAGAGAGAGAGAGAGAGAGAGAGAGAGAGAGAGAG
Messenger RNA from Chara braunii, 754 nucleotides. Lineage: Eukaryota; Viridiplantae; Streptophyta; Charophyceae; Charales; Characeae. The record is from the annotation of a GenBank genome assembly.